Messenger RNA from Numida meleagris (helmeted guineafowl), 1560 nucleotides. It is a transcript of the gene PPA1, whose product is annotated as pyrophosphatase (inorganic) 1. Gene Ontology annotation, biological process: phosphate-containing compound metabolic process. Gene Ontology annotation, cellular component: extracellular exosome; cytoplasm. The transcript has 11 exons. Bases 92 to 961 code for a protein of 289 amino acids. The record is from RefSeq and is a predicted model, not a curated record. Lineage: Eukaryota; Metazoa; Chordata; Aves; Galliformes; Numididae. Gene Ontology annotation, molecular function: magnesium ion binding; inorganic diphosphate phosphatase activity.
GCGUGGCUAUGCGCAGAGGGGCGUGGCUCUGGGUGCGGGCGGUGGUGGCGCCUGCGCAGUGAGCGGAGCGGGCGGCGGGGAGCGUGGUGCAAUGGCGGGGUACAGCGUGGAGGAGCGUGCCGCGCCGCACAGCCUGGAGUACCGCCUGUUUUUCAAGGACUCGGCCGGUCGGUACAUCUCCCCCUUCCACGACAUCCCGCUGUACGCGGACGCCGGCAAGAAUGUGUUCAACAUGGUCGUGGAAGUACCUCGAUGGACAAAUGCUAAAAUGGAGAUUGCGACAAAGGAUCCCUUAAACCCAAUUAAGCAAGAUGUGAAGAAGGGAAAACUGCGCUACGUAGCUAAUGUGUUUCCCCACAAGGGCUAUAUCUGGAAUUACGGUGCUCUCCCACAGACUUGGGAAGACCCGGGCCAUAAAGAUGAAAACACUGGCUGCUGUGGAGACAAUGAUCCAAUUGAUGUGUGUGAAAUUGGAAGCAAGGUCUGCUCACGAGGAGAGGUGAUCAAAGUGAAGGUGCUGGGCACGCUGGCACUGAUUGAUGAGGGAGAGACAGACUGGAAGAUAAUUGCUAUCAAUGUUGAAGAUCCUGAAGCAGAAAACUAUAAUGAUAUCAAUGAUGUCAGAAGGAUGAAGCCCGGAUACUUAGAAGCUACGGUGGACUGGUUUAGAAGAUAUAAAGUACCUGAUGGAAAGCCAGAAAACCAGUUUGCUUUUAACGGUGAAUUUAAAGACAAGGAUUUUGCAGUGAACGUUAUCGAAAGCACGCAUGAACACUGGAAAGCUUUGAUAGCUAAAAAAACUGACGGAGGAGAGAUCAACUGCACGAAUCUGACGGUCUCGGGCAGCCCCUUCUGCUGUAGUCAAGAGUGUGCGAAAGCUACUGUGGAUGCAGCACCACCGUGUAAAGCUGCCAACCCAAUCCCACCUGAAGGGUUUCAUCAGUAUCAUCAGUCCAGGUGAGGUGAGGAAGGAAAGCACUUCAUCUCCACAACGAGGGGCAGAAAAUGGCCAUGAAUGCAGUGCUUCAGCUGCUUCUGACAGGGGCUCUGUCACUAAGCAAGUGGCAACUGCAAGCUCGUAGCAAGGUUUUCUGCAUGUCUGGACCUGGUCUGUAGUGCAGUGCACAGCUGCAUAGGAAAAUGGCAAGUGUGGGACAACUCCUAAGCUGGAUGAGUCAGAUGGGUGCGAGGUAACCUGUGCUGCCAGCCCCUUGGCAGAGCCUUGUAGCUGCUCCUCAUGGCCAGCUGAGUAUGGCUGGCUUCCUCAGGGCAACACUGCACGUAGGGCACGUGAUGCAAUGGGCAGGAGCUGGUGCAGAGUGCUGAGCUCGUGCUGAGCUGGAGGUGAUGCAUACAGCACCAUGCGAGCCAGCUUUGGGCCAGCCCACACUUGAAUCAUAGAAUCAUUCAGGCUGGAAAAACCUCCAAUCACCUCACCACCACCACCUCCUUUCAGGAGUUGUAGAGAGCGAUGAGGUCUCUGAACCUGGUGUUCUCCAGCCUGAACCAUCCUGGUUCAUGGGGUGGCCGUACAGGACUAACCCUGCUUCGUUCUGCCCC